AGAUGUCGGGCGGCGAGGUCGGGGCAACCAGUCUGUAGCUCGAUGUCCAAGAAGGGGUGAACAGAAGCCGAGCACGAUGACGACCAAGGUGCAGAAAGUCGGGCAUUGGUGUUCUCAGAACAAAGCUUACUGGAAAUUUGCGCUACUUCUCGUUUUGAUCAGUGCUCUGAUUGCCAUUAUUACAUUCUGCGUGAACGAACUCUCUCUACUGCUCAUCAGCCACCCUCGUCACGCCGCUCUCGGCUCGUCCCGGUCGUGGAACAUCACCUCUCAUCACACUCCCUGAUCUGCGCAUUCCUUUCCUUCGACGGAGUGCCCGGUUCCCUGAUUAACUGUCGGGUGCACAUCUGGGUAUCAUUGCACACGAGGGCAACGAGGCUGACAAGCGACUCUUGUCCAUUCAUCCAACCAAACGCGGGAGCGAGGGAGGUGGGCAGGGACGGAAUGCCUGCCUACCUGCCUGCUGCUCUCGGAUGCCAUUUGCGGAAGCUAGAGACCAUCGAGAUUUGACACUGGACUCAAACCUCAAGUUCCAUGAUCCCACCGAAGAGAAACAAUCGCGAGGGGAGAUCUAUACUCAACUUGUUCGAUAUCAGAACGACUCAUCAGAAUCUGAUAAGAGACGUGCAAGUUUGAACACCCGAUCGACCGGAUGGUUCUUCGACUGAAAGACUGAUAGAUGAACUUGCCACGGAGAUAGGAUCGAAACUCGUGACUCAGAAUCAAAGUCCACCAAUGAGAGGUUUUGUUCAAGGGCCUUCGUCGGUUUGCAGCCAUGCUGUGUGACGAUGUCCGGUUAGAUUUCCGUGAGUGAGUGAGUGGGUGGGUGAUUUGAUCAAUUCGACUGUAAAGUCGUGAUGUAUGACAUUAAGUCAAGAGUGAACGAAGUGACUAGAACUCUCUUCAAAACGAGGACCUCUUUGUGUGUCCUGACGAUGAGGACGGUCCCAAAAGGAUUUGUGCUCUUCUACCGCCUGCGCGAGAAUUCGAAGGUGGCUGCGUCAUGAAGUCGAGCAAUAUACCGUGUGAAAGCUGCGGCCUGAUUUCGCCUUCGAUAUCAUAGUCAUAGACAUCAGACUCAGUUUUUUGCACGGUCAGCUCGGAAAUCAAAGCAGCUGCAUCUUCAGCAUUCCUGUCACGAUAAGUUGCGGCGGCCGAGCUCGAUGGACCUCGACUAAACUGCUGCAGGCUGGGAUCCAGAAAACUCCGAGGCUUUGUCCGGUGAGAGUGCAUUCCACUUCUGACAGCGGUCGGGCUCGGAGGUUUGAUUACGAGGUUUCGCUGCUGCUCGAUGGAGAGGUGAUUCUCACCUAUUGAUGGCGCUUGCAGGGGAAGAAUGCGAGGCAGUUGCUCUUCAACAUCCUCGUCUUCUCCUCGUCGUCCUCCUUCGGCGUAGAAAUUAUUGAGCCUAGCAUCAGGACCUGGUACCUGGGAAGAUUUCCAGCGCAGGCGGCGCUGCUGCUGAGAAGGAAGCUGUCCGGCAACGGUUCUCGAGCUGGACAACGGCGGUCUACGACUCUCCUCCUGUUCCACCUCCAGCUCAUGGGCUCGGGGUCGUUCUCCCACUGUAUAAGUCGAGCUUCGCGGUCUCGAACAUUCUUGCUGCAGCUGCUGGAGGACAUAAGGACUUGGAGCUCCGGCAUACGUCCGACUGCGUUCCCUCGCUUGCAAUUGCAUCGUCUGCUGCUGCUGCUGCUGCGAGUGAGAAGCGCCUGAGGAGGUCGAGCUUCCCAUUCUGCAGCCUUGAUGUCGCUGCUGCUGCUGCUCCUGCCCUUGCUCCUGAAUACUACGAAUCUCCGUCUCCCUCACGCUCUGAAGACCGUGGCGACGAUUCUCGUUUCCCUCGUCGUCCUGGCCUGGCCAUGGACAGGACUGGUGCGUGGCACCUGCAUACGUCGAGCUCCGCAGUCUUCCUCCUCCUGCUCCUGCUCUCGCCUGUUCUGACUGCGAACUGGUCCCUGCAUAUGUCGAGCUUCGGGCUCUCGGGGCCUUCGGAACGAAGCUCGCAGGGAUCCGAGGACUGACCUCUUGCUGCUCGAUCGUCGGCUGCUCAGCUGUGGACUGGACUUGGCAGCUCAUCUCUCCUUCUCCUCCUCCUCCUCCUCCUCCGAUUUGAGCUGCUUGGUGAGCCAUUUUCACCUGUGCCUGCGAGUCCCAGGUACAGCAAGGAGUUCAGACUUUUUCCAGUAUCAUUGUCAAUGCAGCAGCCGGCCUGCUAGCAUCUGAUUCGGACCGACGGUUGAAUCCUUGUGCUGCAAUGCGCCAUAUGUUCGUCAGCGAGACGUUUCAGUAUAAAUCAACAGGAAGGACAACACCACCACCACACUGGCACCACACUAGCGGCUGGAAAAUGCGUUGUCGGAUGGAAAAUCCACAUUUGGAAGAUAUGUUCAGCGCACAAGCAUCGAACAGCUAUCUGCAUGUUCAACGUAGGAACUAAUGCUUCUAGCCAGCCAUGAAUUCUCGAUCGAGUAUGUGGAUUUGAGACCGGCCGAGGAUCGGAAUUUGAAGCAUUCUACUAGUCUGAGACCCUCAAGACAGAAAUGCCAAUUUAGUAGGAACCCAGUUUCAGACUCGUGAUCUUCAGCCACUGCUCCACCUGCGUCCUGCUGAUGCUGCUACUGAUCGAGAUUUCUUUCAGAGAUCCUUUGACAGCGAAGAUACCGAGAAGCUCGGCCCUUGAGGCAUUCCUCGAAGCAGAGUGGGAAAAUACUCAUACAGACACCUUCACGGACGAGGGAACGCUUGCUGGAUCUGCUCGCGGAACAUAAACACGUCCUCCAGCUCCAGAGAGCGAAUGCCGCGAGGAAGUAGAUCUCUAGGAUUAUGAAAGGUAGUGCAUCCUAGCUCAUAAGAAAUACACACUCAUAUGGCUGUGGCCCCGAGGGUUCGUCAGGUUGCCAUGCAAGCUACCUCUCUCCAUCAGGAAUGAACUUGAACUCGCUGAUCCAUAUGACUGUGACUGAUGAACGGGAUUCAGCAACUGUCUCCUCUGUCCUCGGAUUAUCAGUUUUUCCUGGGAGGCACGAAGUAAGACUAGAUCUGUUCGUGCUGAGAAUUCAAGCGUGAUCGAUUAGACUAAAUGAACGCGAUCAUAUCUAGAAUCCGAAGCAUUUAUUCGU
Molecule: messenger RNA, 3122 nt
Organism: Marchantia polymorpha subsp. ruderalis
Lineage: Eukaryota; Viridiplantae; Streptophyta; Marchantiopsida; Marchantiales; Marchantiaceae
Source: the annotation of a GenBank genome assembly